AUGAUGAAAAACAUUUUCGGCCGCAGCCGGACGAAAGAUUCCGAGCGGCAUAAAAUCUCCGAAAUCGGACUUCCGACCAACGUCGUUCACGGAAUGCAUGUGAGCAAAAACCAACAAACGGGCCACUUGGAAGGGUUGCCCAAGUCGUGGUCCCGUAUGGUCGAUGCGUUGAUCACGGUGGACGAGCAGACCAAAAACCCAGAGGCGGCGUACCAAGCGGUCAAGUUCUACAGCUAUUCGAUCAAGAAAAAGGAAGCGACGGAACCCUUUAAGCCGUUCAUCACGGAGGAUGCGAUCCACGAGGAGACGGAAUCAAUCGACCAGUAUCUCGACCAGAAGAACACGCACAAAAGUGAAGACUCGCUGGAAGGUAGCAGCGAGGAAAGUGAACCUUUACCGCAACCGCCCCCACCACCCUUGCCGAAAAAGAGUGCGACGUUACCGGUGAAACCACUGCUGAAGCCGAAGCCGAAAAACUACACUAGCAAGGUGUACAAAGGCAUGGACAAUCUGCAUCUUAUCGACGCCGGAAGCAAUAAGGAAACGAUGAUCAUUCACAACGAUGCACAUCUGACGCUCAACACGCACCAAAGUUCCUACGAAAUCGGCGCCAGUGUGAACAACAACAACAGCUUCGACCGGGAGCUGGAUCACGACGGCGACCUCAUACUGCGGCCAAAGGAGAAGCAAGCCCGGCAACCGAAAAGCGAUGAUCAAGUGUACUACGAGCUCAAGAAAAUUUGCAACCUAAACGACCCGCUGGAACGGUACGAGAAAACGGUCGAAGUAGGCAAGGGAGCUUCCGGAGUGGUGUUUAUUGCGCUCGAUCGGAACACCGGCCAAAAGGUUGCGAUCAAAACGAUCGACAUGAAGCACCAGUCGUCGAAGGAAUCGAUACUGAAUGAGAUCAACGUGCUGAAGGAUUUUAAUCACAAAAAUUUGGUCAACUUCCUCGAGGCGUACUACCUAGAGGAUGUCGAUCAGCUGUGGGUCAUUCUCGAGUACAUGGGCGGUGGCCCGCUGACGGACGUGGUGACGGAGACGGUGAUGAAAGAUCGCCAGAUCGCGGCUGUAUGUCGAGAGGUGCUGCUGGCCAUCAGUUUUCUACAUUCGAAGGGCAUCAUCCACCGGGACAUCAAGUCGGACAACGUGCUGAUGGGGAUGGAUGGGUCGGUGAAGGUCACCGAUUUUGGGUUCUGUGCCAACAUCGAGGGUGACGAGAAGCGGCAGACGAUGGUCGGCACGCCAUACUGGAUGGCACCGGAGGUCGUCACGAGGAAGCAGUAUGGCAAGAAGGUCGAUAUCUGGUCUCUUGGCAUCAUGGCGAUCGAGAUGAUCGAGGGUCAGCCACCGUACCUUAACCAGGCACCGCUGCGGGCGCUGUACCUGAUCGCGGCGAACGGUCGGCCGGACAUCAAGAGCUGGGACAAGCUGUCGGACAAUCUGAAGGACUUCCUCGACCGCUGCUUGCAGGUGGAGGUCGACAUGCGGGCUUCCGCCGACGAGCUACUGCGUCAUCCCUUUCUGCAGGACUGUAUGGAGCUACGGACGCUGAUACCGCUAAUCAAAGCCGCCCGGAGAUUGUUGAAGCGAGACAACUGA
This is a messenger RNA of Anopheles cruzii, 1602 nucleotides long. RefSeq names its product serine/threonine-protein kinase PAK 1 (gene Pak3). Gene Ontology annotation, biological process: intracellular signal transduction; regulation of MAPK cascade; protein phosphorylation. The coding region runs from base 1 to 1602 and encodes 533 amino acids. The transcript has a single exon. NCBI's taxonomy places the organism in Eukaryota, Metazoa, Arthropoda, Insecta, Diptera, Culicidae. Gene Ontology annotation, cellular component: cytoplasm. Gene Ontology annotation, molecular function: protein serine/threonine kinase activity; ATP binding. The record is from RefSeq and is a predicted model, not a curated record.